AAGGAAUUGCACAUGGGGAGGAAAGGAAGUUGGUUUUCUUCUGUGAAGAAACUUUUCUUUAUUUCUCCUUCCGAUUCUUCCAAAAAAGAACAGAAACCUCAUAAUCAUAAUCAUAAUCAUAAGGCGUCAAAGUUAACAUGUUUUGGACAUCAUAAUUAUGAUGAUGCUGAGUGGAAAACUGGAGGAGUAGCACCAAUAACUAUUGUUCCUGUUCCAUCUCUUCCUGAAAAAAAAGAUAAAAAACCAAAAAAAAAUAAGGAAGAGGAUGAACAGAACAAACAAGCUUUUUCAUUGAUUUUAGCCACAGCCGUUGCUACCGGUGCCGCAGUUGCUGCUGCUCAGGCUGCUGCAGGGACCCCUCGUGUCAAAAGUAUUCCUCGUUGUUACAUUGGAAAAUCAGCCGAAGAAAUAGCCGCUAUCAAAAUUCAAACCGCCUACCGCGGAUAUCUGGCAAGGAGAACGUUGCGUGGAUUGAGAGGCUUGGCGAGGUUGAAAGCAUUGGUGAAAGGACAAUCUGUUCAACGACAAGCGGCUACUACAUUACAAUGCAUGCAAACUCUUUCGCGUUUACAAUCGCAAGUUAGUGCGAGGAAGAUCAGAAUGUCAGAGGAGAAUCAAUCUUUCCAACGCCAACUUCAGCAUAAACGUGAAAGGGAAAUGGGCAAGUUACAAGCUCAACCUAUUGGAGAAGACUGGGAUUAUAGCUCACAAUCAAAGGAGCAAAUCCAAGCAAAAUUGUUGAACAGACAAAUAGCUGCUAUGAGAAGAGAAAAGGCUUUGGCCUAUGCAUCAACACAUCAGCAAACAUGGAGAAACUCUUCAAAACCUACAGAUGCAACAAUUAUGGAUCCUAACAAUCCUCAUUGGGGAUGGAAUUGGCUUGAUAGAUGGAUGGCUUCAAGACCAUGGGAAGGUCAAACCAAUAAGGAUCAACAGAAUCAUAGAUCAGCAAAAGGUGCUGCAAGCCAUACUAUGUCAGUUGGAGAAAUCUCCAAAUUGUAUGCUCAAAGAGAUCAAAAUCAAAAUCAAAAUCAAAAUCAAGAUAAUAAAAAUUCCCCUAGAAGCCAAAAACCGAAUAAUUCAAAUCUACCUUCAAGGAUACCUUCAAUAACUAAAAGCGGAAAAACAAAUACAUCAAGUUUAAAGGGUGGUUCAUGGGGUGGUGAUGAUGACUCAAAAAUUAAUUUCAAUAACAAAAAAUCUGAAACCAACCGAAGACAUAGUAGCAUUGGGGUGGCGCUAUUGAAAGACGAUGAAGUAAACUCGCCUGUAAAAGCUAAAUCCAAAGUGCAAAGUCCUUCUGCAAAGAAGCAGCUUUCUUUCCCAGCAGCAGCAGCUUCUCCAUCUGAUUCUAGAAGGCAUUCUGUUCCACCUAAAAUUGGAGUAAAUUCUAAUAAGAAUGUUGCUGCUACUAAUCUCCCUGAAGUGAAAGUCAAAGGCAAAAAUGGAGGCAGCAGAUAGAGAUCA
This is a messenger RNA of Trifolium pratense (red clover), 1467 nucleotides long. RefSeq names its product protein IQ-DOMAIN 3. The record is from RefSeq and is a predicted model, not a curated record. NCBI's taxonomy places the organism in Eukaryota, Viridiplantae, Streptophyta, Magnoliopsida, Fabales, Fabaceae. The transcript is spliced from 5 exons. Gene Ontology annotation, molecular function: protein binding. Bases 13 to 1461 code for a protein of 482 amino acids.